AUGAGAACACAUCAUCACCAACAGCCAUUUGUGUGUUUACAGAGCUUGACGCCGCCGCAGUUCAUCUUCUGGUUCCACAACAACAAGAUGAUCAACUACGACCAGUCCCGGGGAGGGAUCACGGUCACCAUGGACCACCAGGACCUCACCACCUCCAGGCUCACCAUCAACAACGCCAGCCUCAAGGACUCCGGCAACUACACCUGCAACGCAAGCAACAUCAAGCCGUCCUCCGUCAACGUGUUUGUCUCUGAAGGUGACAAAACUGCCGCCAUCCAGAGGUUGGGCUCCGGGAGUCCAGGUAUUACUCAAGCUCUUGGCUCCGCCUCCUUCAUCGUGUCCCUCCUGCUGACUCUGCAGGUCCUGCUGACGGGCUUGAGCUCCCUAGCCAUCUCCGCUGGGACCUGAUCCUCCUAGCAGCCGUCGUCCCCUGCCACAGGAGCAUCUAACUUCUGCUACACUCGCUUCAGCAGCGGCACAAAUGUUCACACUAGACUUGCAAUGUUCCUGCAGUUAUUUUUUUCCUUACAACAACUUAGGUCAAUAACAUUUCCCUGAUGUCAAAAACCUUUAUAUAUUUUGUUCUCCAAAAUUAUUUAUUCUAUUUUUUGAACGACCAGUAGAGUUUUCCAGUUAAAUCAAAAUAGAACUUUUCUCAUGUACGAAUCUUCCCUGGUCAGUAGAAUUAUCUUUUUCUUGAGAAAAUACGUGAAGGAAGUAGCUGAUUUUAACUCGGAGAAGUUUAUAUAUAAUUGCUAAAUAUUGCGAAUUAGUUGUUGACUGUAGAACAAGGACAGCGACUCUAGGGAUGACUCUAAGAGUUGUGCAGGAACUGUGUGUGUGUGUGCUAGUGCUGUGUUUCACUAUGCUGUUGGUGUAGGCCACAUCCCCGCCUUGCCCCUCGAACACCCCCCCCCCCCCCCAAGAUGCUGCGUUUACUGUUCCCACACACCAUAGGAUCUCUUUUGUUAUUAAUGUAAGUAGUUGUGUUUGAGGGCGAGGCGGUUGACGUGCGCCUCAUUCUACCGUCAAUCCAGCUCAUAAAUGGGAACAUUUUGCCCAAUCUGUUGCCGGCUGUGUUGGUGAGUCAUAUGCAAGCCGCUUACAUGGAGCGUGUUAGUCCACUGGACACGUCGACAGCCGAAGACAUCGUCAGCAGAUCCGUUGUCAUUGUUGCUAAUCCGUGACGUCAUCGUUGCUGAUCCGUGACGUCAUCAUUGCUGAUCCGUGACGUCAUCAUUGCAUCUGUACACCGCCAAACUCGCGUGCGAUAACCAAUUUGAUUGCAUAAAGAAACCUUUGCUGACAAUCAUGUUUCAAUGAAUGAGUUAAAAAUUCACAAAGAAGUUUGAAUUUCAGUUAUAUAGAAAAACAGUGCUAAGGAACGUUUGUACUCUUGGGAGUACCAGUUGGAUGGGAAAACGUGACAGAAGACAUCUUGUAUCAGCAACAGAGGUUUCGCCUUUGAAGAC
Procambarus clarkii (red swamp crayfish) is the source of this 1472-nucleotide messenger RNA. NCBI's taxonomy places the organism in Eukaryota, Metazoa, Arthropoda, Malacostraca, Decapoda, Cambaridae. The record is from RefSeq and is a predicted model, not a curated record.